UCGAUUAUCCGCGACCAAAUUGAAAACUUAACCAACAUGAGGGCCAUUUUCUUCGCUUUUCUCCUCGUUGUUCUGGUCGCUUAUGCUUCAGCUGCCUGCGAACCCAAAAUGUGCGAAUCCAUUUGCAAAUGCAUGGGAUAUUCGAGAGGGGAGUGUCUCAAUGACGUUUGCUACUGCAAAAAUGCCAUGGGCAACCAAAAUUUGGUCAUCAACACCGACGAGUUGGCCGCGAUUUUUAAUAAAUAGGUCUUUCGACUCUGUUUUCAAAAGUACCAGCCUGUAACGUCAUCUACGCAUGAUGGGUUCGGUAGUUGACACGUUUUCUUUUUGUUUGACUGUUAUUGGUCCAAAUAAAGCUCUU
Messenger RNA from Copidosoma floridanum, 361 nucleotides. RefSeq lists its product as uncharacterized. NCBI's taxonomy places the organism in Eukaryota, Metazoa, Arthropoda, Insecta, Hymenoptera, Encyrtidae. The record is from RefSeq and is a predicted model, not a curated record.